AGAGAGAGAGAGAAAGAAGUAUUAUUGGCAAGAAUCUUAAAAUAUGAGAUCGUCGCUUUUGUAGUGAUCGAAGAAGCAUUAUACCCAAGCAGUCAGCUUAGUCGCUAUCUGAACGCGAACGGUAUUAGUUGCGAUUCUUUACGCUUCUCACAUUGUUUUUCUUUCCGCGGCGAUCACUGAUCGACUACGGCAUUAUCAACAAUUCAAAAUAAGAAGGCGAGUUUAAACUAGGAUUUGUUUGUUCACAACCGAAUUACUAUUAUAAGCAGAUAUGGCUCAAGUGUAUACAGGUGCAUUGGUCAUAGUGGAUGUGCUCCUGAUGCUCUUGAAAAUUCUUUAUUGUAUUGGUGAAGCUAUAUAUAAAUUGUUCGUACCUACGAAAGAGAAAGACGUUACAGGUGAAAUUGUUCUGAUUACUGGGACUGGUCAUGGAAUUGGAAAGGAACUUGCUCUUAAAUACGCCUCUUUGGGAGCUACAGUGGUGUGUUGGGAUCUGAAUCAAGAAAUGAAUCAAGAGACAGUAGCAGAAAUUAAAAAAAUGGGUGGAACAUCUGCUUAUGCUUACAAAUGCGAUGUCACGGAUAGAGAAGAAGUAUUAAAAGUCGCCGAAAGGGUUAAACAAGAAGUAGGAAAUGUUACGAUACUAAUUAACAAUGCCGGAAUAAUGCCUUGCCAUUCAUUUUUGGAUUACACACCGGAAGAAAUUAGAAAAAUAUUUGACGUCAAUGUCUUGGCUCAUUUUUGGGUAUUGCAAGCCUUUCUACCAAGCAUGAUUACAAAAAAUCAUGGUCACAUAGUGGCACUUUCCUCGAUGGCUGGAAUAGUUGGACUGACUAACUUGGUACCGUAUUGUGCAUCAAAAUUUGCAGUUCGAGGUUUUAUGGAAGCUCUCAGCGAAGAGCUUCGAGAAUACUCUAAAGGAAAGAACUUGAACAUAAACUUUACAACUAUUUAUCCGUACAUGGUGGACACUGGUCUCUGUAAAAAGCCGAAAAUAAAGUUCUCGAACAUCUUGGCGAUGCUUUCACCGAAAGAGGCUGCUAAUCUAAUAGUAAAAGCACAAAGAAAGAACUAUUCAAACAUAUCCAUUCCUAGAGUCUUGCUCUCAUUAAACACAACGUUUAGAAAUUUUCCUGAAAAAUCAUUACAUCAUCUAGUAGACUUCAUUGAUAGUGGUGUAGAAGUAUCAAAUUAAUGGAAUGUUGAUAAUUAUAAUGAAUUUUUUCUAUGAUAAAAUUAUUCAUUAUUAAAUUAUAUAUAUUGCGUGCAGUGUUUAUUGUACAUACAGCUUUUAUAUAAUAUAUGAAUGUAUCAAUCAAAUGAUUUUUAAGUCGGCACUACUAUGAGAAAAACAUCUACAUAUUAUUAAGUAUUAAUCUGAAAAUUUUACAAAAGCGAGGUCCUAAUUAUUGUCAUAUAAGUUAGAAAUAAGUAUAUAAGCUUAUAAUGUGCCAGGAUAAAAUAAUGUUUACAUUAUGAUUAUCUUAAUACAUGUAUUUUCGUGUAUAUGUAUUGUUUGCUAUUGUAUAAGAAAAUAUGCUGUGCUCUAUUCUAUUUGCUAUAACUAAUUAUUAUGAAACUGUAACAAUUAUGAAAUGUAUAUUUUGUGUUGAAGUUUGUUGAUUAAAAAUAAGUCUACAACUUA
This is a messenger RNA of Vespula pensylvanica (western yellowjacket), 1645 nucleotides long. Its product is annotated as short-chain dehydrogenase/reductase family 16C member 6-like. Gene Ontology annotation, molecular function: oxidoreductase activity, acting on the CH-OH group of donors, NAD or NADP as acceptor. The coding region runs from base 272 to 1195 and encodes 307 amino acids. The record is from RefSeq and is a predicted model, not a curated record. Lineage: Eukaryota; Metazoa; Arthropoda; Insecta; Hymenoptera; Vespidae. Gene Ontology annotation, cellular component: lipid droplet. The transcript is spliced from 8 exons.